AUGCAUCAGCUACAUAUUAUUUGUGAAAUACCUUCUUCGUUCUAUUUCAACAUCAUAUUCAUUAAUAGUAUUAAAUUUGAUUUUGAUUUUGUUGUUGAAGUAACUGCUACAAUUGUUGAUUAUUCAUUUGAUAGUGUUAAAGUUUGUUUACAAACACAAACACUUAAUUAUCGUUUAUAUUCUGAUUCAUUAGAUUAUUUUAUUAAAAUUACAAGACAAGAAUCAAUUUUAGAAUUUUAUAAAGAUAUGUCAUCAUCAAUGUUUGCUGUUGCAAUUAUAAAUUGA
Messenger RNA from Rotaria sordida, 285 nucleotides. The record is from the annotation of a GenBank genome assembly. NCBI's taxonomy places the organism in Eukaryota, Metazoa, Rotifera, Eurotatoria, Philodinida, Philodinidae.